AAUAUAUUUAGUAAUGAUAACGCUUCCAAAUUAUCCGGAACUGCUAUUCUUGAAUUUCGAGAAACAUUUAAUAUACACAUAAACUUUUGUGCAACAUAUUUAGCUAUGACCAACAUUAAAGGGAUUUACAUUUGCGUGAUUUUGCUAUUUUGUGCAAUUCAAAUAAAGGCAACUGUUAAAAGAGAUAUAGAUGUCUCUUCCCUUUACAUGGGGAUUUCAGAGGAUCGCUUACCAAAGGAAAUCGUUCCACUCAGUUAUGAAGUACAAAUUGAACCCAACAUAGAAGAACAAACUUUUACCGGCUACAUAAAAAUACAUUUGCGUUGGAUUAACGAUUUAAAGAAAAUCUCUUUACAUGCUCACUUUGACUUGACUUUAGAAGAUAAAAAAAUUAAACUAAAACAAAUGACAACAGAUGUUGGCAACCUGACAACGUUCGAGGAUAUUACCAUUUUGCGAGGCGGACGACUUCCACGAAAGUCUAUUUAUGUUUUACAUUUAAAAGAGUUGGUUAAAAAAGACUCUGAAUGUAUGCUGGAAAUACCAUUCGAGGGAAAUAUUUGGGAAACUGCAGAUGGACUAUUCAGAGGACAUUAUACGAAUUCUACCUCUCUUGACCAGGAAAUUUAUUUGGCUACAAAUUUAAAACCAAACAAUGCACGUCGGUUGUUUCCUUGCUUUGAUGAGCCUGGGUUUAAGGUUCCAUUUACCGUAUCAAUCGCCAGACCUAAAGAUUUUACAACUAUUUUUAAUACACCGUUGCUUCGAACUGAUCCACACCCUUUAUUAAGCAACUACAUGUUGGAUUAUUUUGAUACAACACCGCCAAUGUCUACAUUUACGUUCGGAUUUGUAGUAUCCAAACUUCAACAGUGGAAUAAUGAACCUAUAAACGAAACCUAUAAUCUUUCUUCUCCAACUAUUAAUAUUUGGAGUAACCAAUUAGACGCUGACUUUAAGGAAAUUCACGAAAAGUUAUAUUUAACCUAUGAAACUAUUAAAGAUUAUUUUAACUUAACAAUUCCAUUGCCUAAAAUCGAUGUGCUUGCAAUUCCCGAUCUACCAACCGCAGAUUCUAUAGGAAUUUGGGGCAUACUGAUCAUGAGAGACACUGAAAUUUUGAAGAAGGGGAACUUUGUGUUGGCGCGCGAGCUUUUAAGUCAGUGGAUUGGUUCGUGGAUUACCCCCGAAUGGUGGAGUGAGGCAAAUAUAAACAAAGCUUUGACCAGUUUUCUAGCAGCAGAAUUUGUUAUGACGAUGGAUGGCGGUGUGGAAUUUAAUGGAAAAUAUCCCAUGACAAUUCUUUACUCAUUGUACUAUGAACUAAGCAAAAGAUAUCCUCAUUCACGGAUUACGAAAAUGAAACAAGAAACCGAAUCGUUCAAGACAGAACUUGUUUUUCGAAUGCUGAACUUUACAUUGGGCAAGUUCACAUUUCAAAAUGGCCUGCGCAGUUUUAUUUUAAAUCAUAAAUAUAAAACUUUCACUGGGGACGACCUUUGGGUUGCACUGUCCAACCAAGCAAUUAAGGAUGGAACACUUGACAGUCACUUCAAUGUAUCAGAUAUUGCCAAAUCGUGGAUCAAUCAAAAUCGCUUACCGCUUAUAACUGUCAAUAGAGAUUAUGACAAAGCCACUGCGACCAUAGAUCAAAAAUUAUACCUAAGGGAAAGGCCUCAUGACGUACCCGAGAAGGAUAAAAUGCUAUGGUGGAUUCCAAUUUUAGUUAGUACUCCGGACUCUAUAAACUUGUCGAAUUAUACUUCUUAUGUGUGGAUGAAUGGGACUAGACAAAUAAACAUAGCCAAUCUGCCUAAAAGCAAUCAAUUUAUUAUUAUAAAUAAAGAAGAAAUUGGUCCGUUUCCCGUCAACUAUGAUCAACAAAAUUGGAAUAUGUUGUCAAAUUUCUUGCAAACUGCAAACGGCAGGUCUGCAAUACCCACUUAUACCAGGGCCAAAUUGCUACAUGACGCCUGGAAUCUAGCUUAUGCAGGCGAACUAAGUUUUGCAACGGCUUUCGAUAUGACUUUAUUCAUGAGAUAUGAGCGCAAUCAUAUUGUUUGGAGUCCUGUUUUUACAUUUAUAGACCAUUUUGGCCGGUAUAUCGACAUGUCGGAAGUUCAUAAAAAAUUCGAGCAAUAUACCACAAUUCUUCUAGCUCCUUUAUAUGAGGAGCUGGGUCCUGAAAGUGAAAAUGAAGAUCAUUCUGUGACAGAGAUGCGGAAAUUGGCGAAGACUUUCUUGUGUCGUUCAGGCUAUCAACCAUGUAUUGCAGAAGCACAAAAAUCAUUUGAAUUGUGGUUAAAUGAGCCUGACACAUCUUUUGAUCGCAUUCCCAAGGAAUACAUUUGUCCUGUUUUCAAAUGGGGGUCGAUGGAUGAAUGGAAACUUGGGUUGAAACAUUUAAGCCAGUUCCCAAAGUCACGUCCACAAAGUGAACGAACUUUUCUCUUGAAAAUGUUAGUUGGCUGCCCAUCGGAGCAAGAAAAGAUUAAUCAUCUACUAGAGUUGGUUCUAUUAGAAUCUAGUUCGAAUUUUACUGAGAACGACAUAUUAUUAAUUUUAAAUACUUUAACCGGCGGAUCUGUUGGAUAUACAUCAUUAUUGAAAUUUGUGUCUAAGCAUUGGACUUUAAUUCAAGAAAGGUUUCAAAAUAAUACUAAUCUUUGGGAUAAAUUAAUCGGUUCAGCAACUGGAAUGUUUGCAACUAAAGAGGGAUAUAAUAUGGUGAAGGACUUCUACGAUCAACAUCGUGGAGAAUUCGGAAGUGCACAGCAUAUUAUUGAAAAGUCCCUUCGAAAUAUAAAAGAGGAAGCGCAGUGGAGUGAUCAAAAUCUGCCAGUUAUUGAAGAAUGGCUGGAAACCUACUUAUCAAAAACAACAACAUCAAAUUAAAUAUUUCCAAAAAUAUAAGUGUAUUAUUUUUGAAUUACGGUUUUCGUAUGCAUAUGCACCACGUUUGGGGACUAACACCCAUUUCUUUUUUUUUGAAACAUAAGCUCCCAAUUUCAUAUUUAGAAAAGGAAAGUUUGUACAUAGCCCAGGCAAGGUCUUGGCAAACGCAUCACACACACCCUC
Drosophila subobscura is the source of this 3078-nucleotide messenger RNA. Its product is annotated as aminopeptidase N. Gene Ontology annotation, biological process: peptide catabolic process; proteolysis. NCBI's taxonomy places the organism in Eukaryota, Metazoa, Arthropoda, Insecta, Diptera, Drosophilidae. The record is from RefSeq and is a predicted model, not a curated record. The transcript has 13 exons. Bases 106 to 2895 code for a protein of 929 amino acids. Gene Ontology annotation, cellular component: cytoplasm. Gene Ontology annotation, molecular function: zinc ion binding; peptide binding; metalloaminopeptidase activity.